AUGUUGUCCGCGACGCGAGUGAUCAGCCGAAAGGCUCUAGAGUGUUCAGGAAUCGGAUCGGACCUAUACACACAAAGGAAUUUCUCGACACUUCUCAAAAGUACCGCAGCUCCCACGGUACCUAUUUACCAGCGACAUGCACUUCAAUACAGGCACAAAUCUGAGGGAGUUCGAGGAGCGGUCAUCGGUAUUGACUUGGGUACUACAAACUCAUGUGUGGCUGUUAUGGAAGGAAAGACACCAAAGGUAGUCGAAAACACUGAAGGUUCCCGUACAACACCCUCGCAUGUUGCCUUCAGCAAAGAUGGAGAAAGACUAGUCGGUAUGCCAGCGAAGCGUCAAGCAGUUACUAACAGCGGUAACACCUUCUAUGCUACCAAGCGGUUGAUUGGUCGCAGGUUUGAUGACCCUGAAGUCCAGAAGGAUAUGAAGAAUCUCUCAUAUAAGGUUGUCAAGGCAUCGAAUGGAGACGCUUGGGUGCAAGGAAGCGAUGGAAAGGUGUACUCCCCCAGUCAGAUUGGUGCGUUUGUCCUCAUCAAGAUGAAGGAAACCGCUGAAGCAUACUUGAACACAACAGUCAAGAAUGCUGUCAUCACAGUCCCAGCUUACUUUAACGACUCCCAACGACAGGCCACUAAGGACGCUGGUCAGAUCUCUGGAUUGAAUGUACUGCGUGUGAUUAACGAGCCAACGGCUGCCGCGCUAGCCUAUGGAAUGGAUAAGACUGAAGAUAAAAUUAUAGCUGUAUACGACUUGGGAGGUGGUACCUUUGACGUCUCGGUGCUAGAGAUCCAGAAGGGUGUGUUCGAGGUGAAGUCCACCAACGGUGACACACUGCUCGGUGGCGAGGACUUUGACAAUGUCAUUGUUAACUUCCUGGUGGACGAGUUCAAGCGAGACCAAGGACUCGACAUCCGCAAAGACGCCAUGGCCAUGCAGCGACUGAAGGAAGCAGCUGAGAAGGCUAAAAUUGAGCUUUCCGGCUCCGUACAGACUGACAUCAACCUGCCCUACCUGACCAUGGACGCCUCUGGUCCCAAACAUAUGAACUUAAAGAUGACUCGUGCGAAGCUAGAAUCCCUUGUUGGCGAUUUAAUCAAACGGACAGUUGCUCCGUGCCAGCGCGCUCUGCAAGAUGCCGAGGUCUCGCGGUCUGACGUGGGCGAAGUAUUGCUCGUCGGAGGAAUGACAAGAAUGCCUAAGGUCCAACAAACAGUGCAAGAGAUCUUCGGCAGAGCGCCUUCAAGAUCAGUGAAUCCAGACGAAGCGGUCGCAGUCGGAGCCGCCGUCCAGGGUGGAGUCCUGGCUGGUGACGUCACCGACAUCCUCCUCCUCGACGUAACGCCCCUGUCCCUCGGAAUUGAGACCCUCGGUGGUGUCUUCACCAAGCUCAUCACCAGAAACACCACCAUCCCGACCAAGAAGAGCCAAGUAUUCUCGACAGCCGCUGACGGUCAGACCCAAGUGGAAAUCAAGGUACAUCAAGGCGAACGCGAAAUGGCCGCAGACAACAAGAUCCUGGGACAGUUCUCGCUCGUGGGCAUUCCUCCAGCUCCCAGGGGAGUUCCCCAGAUCGAGGUGACCUUCGACAUUGACGCCAACGGAAUCGUACAUGUGUCCGCACGAGACAAGGGUACUGGAAAGGAACAACAAAUCGUAAUUCAAUCAUCGGGCGGUCUAUCGAAGGACGAGAUCGAGAACAUGGUGAAAGCGGCAGAGCAGUUCGCUGCUGCUGACAAGGCGCGCAGGGAGAGAGUGGAGGUGUCCAAUCAGGCGGAGGGAGUUCUGCACGACACGGAGACCAAAAUGGACGAGUACAAAGACCAGUUGCCACAGGACGAGUGCGAAAAACUUCGCGGCGAGAUGGGCAAGCUCCGCGAAUUGUUGGCACAGAAAGACAGCGCCGACCCCGAAGCCAUUCGUACUGCCACCAGCACGCUACAGCAAGCCAGUCUCAAGCUGUUCGAGCAAGCCUACAAGAAGAUGGCAGCAGAGCGCGACAACCAACAGUCAACACAACAAACGGAGCAGACAACAGACGAGAAGAAAGAAGAGAAGAAGAACUAA
Leptosia nina is the source of this 2067-nucleotide messenger RNA. Lineage: Eukaryota; Metazoa; Arthropoda; Insecta; Lepidoptera; Pieridae. The record is from the annotation of a GenBank genome assembly.